Triticum aestivum (bread wheat) is the source of this 4016-nucleotide messenger RNA. Its product is annotated as putative disease resistance protein RGA4. The record is from RefSeq and is a predicted model, not a curated record. The transcript is spliced from 4 exons. Bases 693 to 3698 code for a protein of 1001 amino acids. Gene Ontology annotation, molecular function: ADP binding. Lineage: Eukaryota; Viridiplantae; Streptophyta; Magnoliopsida; Poales; Poaceae.
GGGCUUUGCUGUUGGCUUGGCUUUCCAGUAUAUAUAUGCUGCUGCCGGCUUAGGUAAGGCAUCAGGCUGAAUCAUCAAGAAAGAAAAAGUGAGCCACCUUGAGUGCUUUUGCUUUUGCCUUUUGCUGCAAUGGUGGGUGGGAAGGAUGGAAUAAUUAGUGGGUUAAACAAAUUAAGAUAAGCAUCAUUAGCCUUCUUCACCUCUAUUCUCUUCCAGCCAGCACCAAAGCCUGCCUUUAUGCGACUAAUUCUUGCUUCAGACCAAAGUGAUUCCCCGCUGAGUUCGCCUCCUCGAGUGUGCUUUUCACUGAUUUCCCGAAGAUAUUGUUCGCUCUAUUCUUCCUCUUCUUCACACACAGAGGAAAAGUUUGUCUUGAUCCUCUCAAGUUUGUCGUUCCUUCCCCGUUGGUCCACUGGUCACCACUGAUUGAAGUGAUCCUGUGGACUUACCGGCCCGUGUUCAGGUGUAGAAGCAGUAUGGUUUUCUGGUGGUGAUUGAACGGUAAUCUUCUAUGAGAUCGACUGAUCAUCAUAGCAAACUGAUUCUUCAAGAUUUAUGAUCACUAUUGGUUCUUACUAUUGACGGGUUUUCCUUGACCAGAGAGUGGUUUGUAAGCUUCCAAUUUCUGCUAUUCUCAGAACAAGUCACCGUGGUGGUUUGGGUUGAUCUCCCUUGCCGAGUUUGUCUGAUUGAUGGCAGCCAUACUUGAAUCGUUGCUUGGAUCAUGUGCCAGUAAGUUGCAGAAUAUCAUUACAGAUGAGGCCAUACUAAUCCUCGGGGUGGAAGAAGAGCUCAGAGAAGUCCUGCGACGAGUAGAACUGAUAAAAUGUUGCAUAUAUGAUGCUGAGAAAAGGAGGACAAAAGAGCUAGCAGUAAACAAUUGGCUUGGCCAACUGAGAGAUGUUAUAUAUGAUGUUGAUGAAAUCCUAGAUGUGGCUAGAUGUAAAGGAAGCAAGAUACUUCCUGAUGAUCCUUCUUCAUCAUCAAGCAAAUCAGCUGCAUGUACAGGCUUCUCAGUUUCCUCUUGCUUUUGUAACAUCUGGUCACGUCAUGAUGUUGCUGUUCGGAUUAGAAGCCUCAACAUAAAGAUAGAAAACAUUUCAAAGGACAAGAUAUUCUUAACGUUCAACAAUUGUACACAACCUGCUGGAAAUGGUCCAACAUCCAAACUGAUAAGAAGUUCCAACCUCGUUGAGCCCAACCUUGUGGGAAAGGAGAUCAUACGUUCUAGCAGGAGGUUGGUGGACUUAGUUCAUUCACACAAGGAAAAUAAGUCUUACAAGCUUGCUAUUGUUGGAACCGGGGGAGUUGGUAAGACAACACUAGCUCAAAAGAUAUACAAUGACAACAAAAUAAAAGGAAGCUUUAAGAUACACGCAUGGAUUUGUGUGUCGCAAGAUUACAAUCAAGUUACUCUUCUGAAAGAGGUUCUCCGUAAUAUUGGUGUGCAUCAUCAGCAAGGUGAAACCAUAGCCGAGCUGCAGAGAAAGCUUGCAGAAGCAAUCAAGGACAAGAGUUUCUUUCUUGUUCUAGAUGAUGUGUGGCAGUCAAAUGUUUGGACAGAUUUAAUAAGAAUUCCAGUAAACGAAACAGCUGCUGGAGUAAUAUUGGUAACUACAAGAGAUGAUCAAAUUGCAAUGACAAUAGGUGUGCAGCAUAUCCAUCGAGUUGAUCUCAUGUCAGUAGAGGUGGGAUGGGAGCUACUUUGGAAGAGCAUGAAUAUUGAUGAAGAGAAAGAAGUGCAAAACCUAAGAAACAUCGGGAUUGAGAUUAUUCGUAAAUGUGGCUGCCUCCCUCUUGUAAUCAAGGUUACCGCUAGUGUUUUGGCAAGCAGAGGUCGUACGGAGAAUGAGUGGAAAAGGUUUUUGGGCAGAUAUGCUGGAUCCCAGAGCAUGCUUUCUGAUGAAAUAGAAAGAGCUAUACGUCUAAGCUACGACGAGUUACCGCAUCGUCUGAAGCAGUGUUUCCUUUAUUGUGCUUUGCAUAUUGAAGAUUCUCUCAUUCGGCGUGGAGAAAUUGUCCGGUUAUGGAUUGCUGAAGGGUUCAUCAUGGAGCAGCAAGGCCAAUCACUAGAAGACAUAGCAGAAGGGUACUUCUAUGAGCUAAUCCAUCGAAACCUCCUCCAACCAGAUAACAAAUAUUUUGAUCAGGAGAGAUGUAGAAUGCAUGACCUCCUGAGACAGUUUGCUUUAAAUAUAUCAAGAGAAGAAUGUUUUGUUGGAGACGUUGAAACAUUAAGAGGUGAAAAUAUGUCAAAGCUGCGACGUGUUACGGCUGUCACUAAGAAGGAUAUAUUGGUGUUACCUAGAGUCGAUAAGGUGGAAGUUAAGGUGAGGACUUUUCUAAGUGUUCAUGGUGCACAGAGAAUGGAGGAUGCAUUGUUCAAGAGAUUUCUGCUUCUUCGUGUUCUGGUGCUGAAUUACUCACUUGUACAAAGUGUUCCAGAUUGUAUAGGAAAAUUGAUCCAUCUACGUCUACUUGAUCUGAAUUAUACUGGCAUAUCUUGUCUUCCAGAAUCCAUUGGCUCCCUAAGAAACCUUCAAGUAUUGAGCUUGGAUUAUUGUGGUUCUCUGCAUAGUCUUCCUUCAACAAUGACCCAGUUGUGCAGUUUAAGAUGUCUUUCUCUUGAUGGUACAAAAAUAGAUCAGAUUCCAAAAGGGAUAGCAAAACUGAAGUUCCUCAACACUUUACAAGGAUUCCCUGUAGCUGACGGAAGUGAUAAUGUUAAUGUACAAGAUGGAUGCAAGUUGGAAGACUUGUCUUAUGUGUCGCAGAUGAGGGAUCUUGGCCUUGUUAAAUUGGAAAGAGCAGCUCAUUGUGCUACAAAUGCAGUGCUGACAGACAAAAUGCAUCUAAAAAACCUAAGUCUAAGGUGGACUGAACGUGGAGAUGGGCAAUAUUCAGAAGAAGACAUUAGCAAUGCUGAGCGGGUCUUGGAGCAGCUAGUACCUCCAAUUAACUUGGAACACCUGUGGAUUUUUAAUUUCUUUGGCCAGCGGUAUCCCACCUGGUUUGGUACCACCUGUUUGCCUUCACUGGAGCAUUUGGGCCUCGGGAAUGUAAUAUCCUGUGAGGAUAUUCCAUUGAUUGGGCAGCUACCCAACUUGAAAUAUCUGAGAAUUGAUGGAGCAUAUGCAGUUACCAAGGUUGGACCUGAAUUUGUUGGUUGUAGGAAGGGUGAUCCUUUCAAUGAGUUAGUUUCUUUUCCUAGACUCGAAUGUUUGAUCCUCAAGGAUAUGCCCAACUGGGAGGAGUGGUCUUUUUUUGAGGAUCCGGAAGUGGGUGCCCAUUCUGCAAGGUUGCAACUGCUGCCCCGUUUAGUGCUUUUGAAACUCGAUGGUUGCCCGAAGCUGAGGGCUCUCCCGCGGCAGCUUGGAGAGGUCGCUGCCAGCUUGAAGGAGCUUAGAUUAAUUGGAACAAACAACUUGAAGGCCCUGGAGGACUUCCCACUGCUCUCGGUUCUCCUUAUACAGAAUUGUACGAGCCUGGAGUUGAUUUCCAACCUCCCUCGAGUGACAGACAUGUGUGCACAUGGCUGUCCAAACUUAAGCCAUGUAGAGGGGUUGGGUAGUUUGCAGCAGCUGGGGCUGGGCGUGGAUAUGCAAGAGAUCUCUUCCCACUGGCUGCCUCAGCUUCAAAAACAGAACCAGCGAGUUCAUGGCGAAGACCUGGAUGUCUACACGCUGUCUACCAGUUAGAUGGCAAUGAAAGCACAAGUUCACUUCAGUGGGCAAAGCAUGGGACAUGCUAAGUUGAGGAAGCCUGUCAAUGCUGAAGAUGCGGAAAGUAUCCUAUUUUUCUGUGGGCAGGUUCCCUUCAAAUACUGUAUUGCGUUUCAUUUUGCUUAUUUCUAAAUUCGGCCGGAGGCCUUUGUUGUACUAAACCUCUUGUGCACUUUAUUUUCCGACCAGUUCCGUUUUAUUUUCCCUGAACUUGAGGCCACAGGCCUUUGAUGCACUGAACCUGAGAGACACAGUUUGGUUCUUUGAAUGUUAUGGAUGAACUUUAUUUUCGCA